UAUCUCAUCGCCGCGGAGCCAGUAGCGGCGCACCGCGAGGACGGACUGCUCGCGCGCUCUCCUCCCUCGCACAAUGACGCGCGGAUGUGCAUCUUCGAGGAGGCAAUUCAAAAACAAAAAAAACAUUCUCGGUGUCUUCCUGUAAAAAAAAAAAAAAACAACAACAACAAAAAAAGGCAAUGGUGCGCUAUUGUCAGGUUUCCCCUUAAAUUGGACCCUCGCGCUCCGACCGGGCUGCUGCGUCGCUGUCGGUCCUCCGCGGAGCCGCCGCAGCGCACGGAGAUGACGGGGCUCCACGUCGGGUGGAUUGUCAAACAAUGGAUGACACACGGGCCAAUCACCUCGCCGAGUCCACGUCGCUGGCCAAAAGCCUCCGGAUCUCGUUAACCACGAGUCGUACAAGCUGACCGAAUUUACCUUCGUCUGGGCUUCGCAAAGAAACCACACGGAUUAAUUCCAUUAUGGACAUUCACGGGCCCGACCCCGUGUGGUGCAGCUAACAAGGAGGAAGCAAUAUACUUGUUCCCUGCUCAUUGAUUUUAGCUGCGUCAACAUGUUUCUCCCCAAGCAGAGAAAAAUCCGGACUUUUGCCCUGCUGAUUGGCGUCAUUACGUUCACAACGUUUCUGUUCAGUUACACCUUCAGGGACCCGUCGGUCGACUUCUUCAGGCACGCUUUCCGCCUCUCGGACGACUUCUUGUCCAAAGGACAAUGUGCCUGUCCGCGGUGCGUGGCGGAGGCGGAGGACGACCCCUGGUUCGCCGAGCGCUUCAAUCAGUCCGUGCACCCUCUGAUGACGAGGGAGAACAGCGUCCUCUCCGAGGAAACCUUCAAAUGGUGGCAGUGGCUGCAGUCAGAGAGGCGGCCGGCCAACUUCAGCGAGGUGGUGGAGGAGCUGUUCCGAGUCAUCCCCGACGAGGUGCUGUACGCCGACGCCGGCCCCAAGCGCUGCCGGACCUGCGCCGUGGUGGGGAACUCCGGGAACCUGAAGGGGGCCCAGUACGGCGCCCUGAUCGACUCCUUCGAUUUCGUCGUAAGAAUGAACCAGGCGCCCACGACUGGUUUUGAGGAAGACGUGGGUGCAAAAACAACACAUCAUCUCAUGUAUCCAGAAAGUGCCAAAGACCUGGACAACACCACCAGCCUGGUGCUGAUCCCCUUCAAGACUCUGGACCUGCAGUGGAUCCUCAGUGCUCUGACCACGGGCACCAUUAAACACACAUAUACACGGGUACCAUCCAGGAUUAAGGCAAACAAAGAUAAAGUGUUGAUUUACAGUCCGACGUUUUUCAAAUACGUCUUCGAUACCUGGCUCGAAGGUCACGGGCGAUAUCCCUCCACCGGCUUCCUCAGCUUAAUGCUGGCCGUCCACAUAUGCGAUGAAGUCAGCGUGUUUGGAUUCGGCGCGGACCAGUACGGAAACUGGCACCACUACUGGGAGGAGAACGAUUUGUCCGGAGCGUUCCGACACACGGGCGUCCACGACGGGGAUCACGAAUACAAUGUCACGCUGCAGCUGGCGGACAAGCACAAAAUUAAAAUGUUCAGAGGCAGAUGAUCAAACAAACCUCAAAAACGUGAGCGUUUUUUUUGUUGUUGUUUUUGAACGAGAGAGACUUCGGGUUUUCAUUUCUACAGACCUUCUCGGGUCUGACAGGCCGUCAAAAAGACAAAAGCACUGCCAUCGGUUUGCAUUGCCCCGAACCCAGUGUAUCAUGUGACACGCCUCGUCAGGACAGCUUUUGUACCGUUGUGCGUGCACACUCUUUUGUUGUGGUCUGCUGUGUAUGUUCACGGUCACUGCGGAUGGAUUGUAUUCAUUGUGUGUAUACGAUAGUUGUCAACGUUCAUCAUUCAUCACGAGCGUCGGACACGUAAUACAGCCUACACACAGGUGCCUUAUCACUCAAAUCGAUACUGUACAUUUGUCCUUUACAACGUGACAUUUUUCAAUAAAAAGUAGUUUUAAGUGCCUUUAAUGGGAGGUUUUUGCUUUUAAAAUGAACUGUAUUGUUAUCAUGUAUUCUUACUUAAAACUAUCUGCAACCUUUACAGGUUUACCACCUUAAAAAAAAGACUGGUCGUGUGAUUUUGUUUCCUCAGAAUGAACCGUUGUUAUUUUCUAUCGUCGCUUUCUGGAGCCAAUCAAACUUUCACAUCGUCCGUCUUCAGCUUUCUUUACGCGCUCGGCAGGUGAGACGAGCUUCAUUUGGUUGCAGUCUGCAAACUCGCCACCAGGUGGCCGCCAAUUCCUCCACACCGCAUUUUUGUGUGACACAGAACAUUUAAGCACUUCUGUCAUUGUCAUUUCUUGAGUAAAUGCCAGAGACCAAAACGUUGGCUCGGCCACACAUCUGGCUUAAUUUAAAGCCAGCUCUGUCAUCCAGGCUUUAAAACACCAGCUGUUUUUGUUGACACGUCACGUUCACCAAAGAAUCUCUGAUCCGCAGCAUUCUAACUCUUGUCAGGAGUUCAGCUGGGUUACGAUUUGAGAUGAUGGCAAGAGGAAGCGCAUCAUUUAUUCAAUUUAAAUCCGACAGCCACCAUGUAGAUUUGUUAUGAAGGGGACACUGUCACCUAGUGGCUGAGAUCAUGUAGAUGUCAAACUUGACCCACUAGUACGUCACACACCUGUAUUCGAUCUUCACUUACAUCCAGCUGAGAUAUAAAUUGUUGUAAAAACCAAACAAGCGGCAACUUCACAAAACAAUUUUGUUGCGUAAUUGAUCACUUUUGGGUCAUUAAUACUGGCUUGUGUGGGGGGGCUUGAUAUUGAAAAACAUUAUUAUUAUUAGCAUUAUUCAGGGUUUUAGUUAUCAAUGAACUCUCACAAUACAGAAACACGUCAUUGGAGUUUUUCGGCUAAAAUAUUUGAUAUAUUUUUCAUAUAUUUAUUCACUUAUUGACAAGUACGGGAAGAAGUGUGGGAAGCUGUAAUAAGCUUGUAUAGUUUUCAGACUAGUAUUCAGAAUCCACUGUUCAAUUUGAUGAUUUGAUGAAAUAUGUCAUGUUUUAUUUUAAAGAAAUGUGUAACAUUUUGGUGGUUCUCGACAGCAAAACAAUUGUUUCAAUAAACAUUGACAUUUUCUUCCCUUCGGCAAC
Gasterosteus aculeatus aculeatus (three-spined stickleback) is the source of this 3102-nucleotide messenger RNA. RefSeq names its product CMP-N-acetylneuraminate-beta-galactosamide-alpha-2,3-sialyltransferase 1. Gene Ontology annotation, cellular component: membrane. NCBI's taxonomy places the organism in Eukaryota, Metazoa, Chordata, Actinopteri, Perciformes, Gasterosteidae. Gene Ontology annotation, molecular function: beta-galactoside (CMP) alpha-2,3-sialyltransferase activity. Gene Ontology annotation, biological process: sialylation. The record is from RefSeq and is a predicted model, not a curated record.